Messenger RNA from Paraphaeosphaeria sporulosa, 1584 nucleotides. RefSeq names its product FAD dependent oxidoreductase. The transcript is spliced from 3 exons. NCBI's taxonomy places the organism in Eukaryota, Fungi, Ascomycota, Dothideomycetes, Pleosporales, Didymosphaeriaceae. The record is from RefSeq and is a predicted model, not a curated record. Bases 1 to 1527 code for a protein of 508 amino acids.
AUGCACGGAGGACUUCUCAUCGAUCAACUCGCGGGAGGAAAUGCAAACGGAAGUCCAGAAAGCACUACUCACAGCCUUGAUUUCGUCAUUGUUGGCGCCGGCGUCUCCGGAAUCAACGCCGCCUAUCGAGUCCAAUCCGCCUUGCCCCAUGUGAAUUACACCAUUCUCGAAGGUCGCCACGAGCUCGGUGGAACAUGGUCACUUUUCAAGUAUCCCGGCAUCCGAUCCGACUCAGAUCUCCAUACUUAUGGCUUCUCGUUCAACCCGUGGGAGAAGUCCAAUCCGAUUGCGACAGGCGAAAGCAUUACUGCAUACAUGAAAGCGACAACACGCAAAUUUGGCAUCGACAAGAGAAUCUCCUUCAACCACAAGGUCGCAGCCGCAGAGUGGCGGUCUGACGAGCAGCGAUGGAGAUUGGAGGUGAACAAUGAGGGCAGACGAAAGAUCUAUUGGGCAAAGUUUGUGAUCAUGGGAACGGGGUAUUACGACUAUGAGAAGCCACUCAAGGCAGAUAUACCUGGACUGGAGCGCUUUCAAGGAACCAGGGUUCACCCUCAGUUCUGGCCUGAAGAUCUUGAUUUCAAGGGCAAGAAAAUGGUUGUGAUUGGUAGUGGUGCGACCGCCGUCACCAUACUUCCGGCUGUGGUGGAAAAGGGUGUCGGGUCAGUGACACAGCUUCAGAGAAGCCCAGGAUACAUCGUCAAUAUGCCACAACCGAAGCCUGAGGACCCUCUUCCAUACUACCAACGAAUACUUCCGCGAUGGAUGGUGCUUAGGUGGCUCCGAUUCCAAUUCGUUCUUGUACCUUACCUUCUCUACCUCUUAUGUCAGACAUUCCCCAAGCUCAUGCGCUGGUUCUUCCGCAGCGAGGCGAGGAAGGCUCUGCCAAAAGACUUUCCAAUGGAUCCAAAUCUGCAGCCAAAAUAUAAUCCCUGGGACCAGCGAGUAUGCUUCGUACCCGACAAUGACUUCUUCAAGGCCUUCCACACGGGUAGAGCUCGCAUAGUCACGGACACGAUCAGGACGGUCACGGAAGAUGGAAUUGAGCUGAACAGCGGCGAGAAACUUGAGGCAGAUAUCAUCGUCACAGCAACAGGCCUUAAUCUGCAGGUGUGCGGUGGAAUCCCGAUCUCCGUUGACGGCAAGCCCGUUCAUAUUCCGGACUGCUACGUCUGGCGAGCAACAAUGCUCAGUGGCGUGCCGAACUUCGCGGUCAUCAUCGGCUACGUCAAUGCGUCGUGGACACUUGGCGCAGACGCCUCGUCUCGCCUUAUUGUGCGCCUUUUCAAACAUCUAGAGGACAACAAGUAUACAAAUGCCACUCCCCAUAUCACUGAAGAGGAGAAGAAGGAUCCGGUGCAGAUGUUGACUUUGAAGUCGACGUAUGUCAGACUGGCGAAUGGGAACUUACCGCAUGCCGGGAGAACAGGGCCGUGGAAACCGCGCGACAAUUACUUCCUUGAUAGUUGGACUGCCAGUAGGGCGAGACUGGAAGAUGGGUUGGCAUUCGGGAGGGUGGCAACGUAAGUGGGGCUGGGAUUGGUGUUACCAUGUUCAAUCCGUUCAUCGUAGGGCCUUGCGGAG